CCAAACUCUCUUCUUCUAUGCCCCCAAAAAUCAAAUACAACACCUUUCUCACUCUUGCUAUCAGUUGCUCUCUUCUACUUGUCUCAAUACUCUGCACAAUAUCAAAAUUUUCCUCCCAAGUCACAGCUAAUAAUAAAGAGAAAAUGAGAACAGACAUAGAAAGCCUCUGGAUAUUUGCAUUAGGUUCAAAAUGCAAAUCUUUCACCUCCAUAAACUCCAUAUGUUUUGUUCUUUUCAUUCUUAUUCUCUGGCUAGUCAUGAACAUCAUUUAUUGGUCUCACCCUGGAGGUCCUGCUUGGGGAAAAUAUAAAUGGAGGAAAAAUUCUGCAGGUUUAGCUUCUUUUAAUAUUAAUAAUUACAAUAAUAUUGAUCAUUUGCAAGUAUCAAAACCUAUACCAGGUCCUAGGGGAUUUCCUUUCAUAGGAAGCAUGAACCUCAUGUCUGGUCUGGCACAUCGCAAAAUAGCAGCGAUGGCCGAAGCCUGUCAAGCCAAGCGUCUCAUGUCGUUGAGCGUGGGCGAAACAAGAGUUAUUGUCACAUGUAAUCCAGACGUAGCAAAGGAGAUAUUGAACAGUUCAGUUUUCGCUGAUCGUCCUGUAAAAGAAUCAGCUUACAGACUAAUGUUCAACAGAGCUGUAGGUUUCGCUCCUUAUGGUGUGUAUUGGCGAACCCUUAGAAAAAUUGCAGCCGCGCACCUCUUUUGUCCUAAGCAAAUAUUAGCCUCACAAGCUCAAAGGUCCCAAAUUGCUACAGAAAUGGUUGCAAUGUUCCAAUUAGGAGGAAGGGACAUAAUCCGAGUUAGAGAUGCCCUGAAACUGGCUUCUCUAAACAACAUGAUGUGCUCUGUUUUCGGACGCAAGUAUAAUCUUGAUUGUUCUAACUCAGAAACAGAGGAGUUAGGGAAGUUGGUAAAUGAAGGUUACGACCUUUUGGGUUUGCUCAACUGGUCUGAUCACUUACCUUGGCUAGCUGAAUUGGACCCACAAAAAAUACGGCUCAGGUGUUCUCAGUUGGUCCCUAAAGUGAACAAGUUUGUUAGCAGGAUUAUCGACCAACACAGGGCUCAAUCUGCUGAUGUGGAACAUGAUUUUGUGCAUGUUUUGCUUUCUCUUCAAGGUUCUGAAAAAUUAUCAGACUCGGAUAUGAUCGCCGUACUUUGGGAAAUGAUAUUUAGGGGAACUGACACGGUAGCAGUAUUAAUAGAGUGGAUUUUAGCAAGAAUGGUUAUUCAUCCUCAAGUUCAGUCCAAGGUUCAAAACGAAUUGGACAAAAUUGUCGGAGAAUCACGGGCCGUGACGGAGUCCGAUGUAUCGGAGAUGACAUAUUUACCGGCGAUAAUAAAAGAAGUACUAAGGUUACACCCUCCGGGCCCACUGCUCUCAUGGGCCCGCCUUGCAAUUACAGAUACAACGGUGGAUGGAUAUCACGUGCCGGCUGGGACCACCGCUAUGGUCAACAUGUGGGCCAUCACUAGGGAUCCAGAUGUUUGGGCGGACCCACUUGAAUUCAAGCCCGAAAGGUUCGUUAAUAGAGCUGAGACUUUGGACUUCUCGGUUUUAGGAUCUGAUCUGAGGCUUGCACCAUUUGGGUCGGGAAGGAGAACUUGCCCCGGUAAGAUACUGGGCUUGACUACAGUCACGUUUUGGGUCGCAUCACUUCUACACGAAUUCCGUUUUGGGCCCAUUGACAAUAACAGUCCAGUUGACUUGUCUGAGGUACUGAGGCUUUCUUGCGAAAUGGACAAUCCACUCACUCUGAGGGUGAGAUCAAGACGUGCUCAGCAAAAAAUUAUGCCCAAUAAUUGCAAUUGAAAACCAGAAAAUGGAAAAGAAAAGGCAACACUGCAUAAUAGGAGUUUUUUUCCCUCUUAUUUGUCUUUAUCUUAUCUAUAAAACCCCUUCUCUAUAAAUGUUUAGUGUUUUUUUUUUAUAUUUGCAUUUGAUUUUUAGAGAGUUCAUUUGACUUUGGAUGUACAAAUUAUGUUUAAAAUAAAUACGAGUUUAGCUGAGACACAUA
Molecule: messenger RNA, 2016 nt
Organism: Nicotiana tabacum (common tobacco)
Lineage: Eukaryota; Viridiplantae; Streptophyta; Magnoliopsida; Solanales; Solanaceae
Product: cytochrome P450 78A3-like
Molecular function (GO): oxidoreductase activity, acting on paired donors, with incorporation or reduction of molecular oxygen; iron ion binding; heme binding
Source: RefSeq, a predicted model, not a curated record